AUGAAGGCCGUGCUCUGUUCCUCUGUGGAGAUGCUACGUGUCAAGAACUUGGUGCCCCAGGGCCAGGCAGAGAGUCCUGUGGCUUUUGGAGACUUCCUGGAGCACCCCGGUCACCGUUCUGAGGACUGUGCCUUCGUGAGCCCCAGAAUGGAGAGGGGUCCUGCCGGCGCGGCUCCGGAGCCCGCCCUGUGCCUCUUCCUCCUGGGUGCCCAGCAGAGCGUCCUGGCCCAGCACCUGUGCCGGGAGGAGGAGUACCCGCUGGGCGCACAGUGCUGCCCUAAGUGCAACAGAGGGUACCACGUGAAGCAAGCGUGCAGCGACGUGAUGGGCACCGUGUGUGUGCCCUGCCCCCCGGGGACGUACACGGCCCACCCCAACGGCCUGAGCCAGUGUCUGCCCUGCCGGCCCUGCGAGCCAGACAUGGGCCUGGUGACCUGGCGGCGCUGCUCCAGCACGCAGAACGCGGCGUGCCGCUGCGGCCCCGGCCACUUCUGCCAGGACGGGGACGGAGAGCACUGUCGCGUGUGCGUGCCCCACGCCGCCUGCCGCCCGGGCCAGAGGGUGCUCAGCAGAGGCACCGACCAGCAGGACACGGUGUGUGCGGACUGCCCGCCCGGGACCUUCUCGCCAGACGGGACCCGAGAACACUGUCUGCCUUGGACCAAGUGCAACGCGUGGAUGGAGAGGGAAGCCGCGCCGGGGACCAGCAGGACGGACGCCACCUGCGCCCCGUCGGGCCGCUGGGGCUUGUUCCUGCUCCUGGCCAUCCCCGUCCUGGCUCUGCUCGGGCUCCUCGUCGGCCUGCGGAGACGGAGGCGCGGGCGGCCAGCCCAUGAGCGAGCGAGCCCGACUUGCGUCUCUCGGGAUGCUUUCCAGCCAGCAGAACAGAUGAGAUGAGGUCAAGGCGUUACAGGGCCCCACCCGGGACCGGCAGCCUGCGUGACGACACGGCAGACCUGUGGGGCCGCGCCGGCCGGACACGGCCCGAGGAUGCGCCGGUGCCACCUCCCUCGGCAGGAAGGACCAGCCCGCCCCACGCCUGCCCGCCGGCCGAUGGGGUCGGGAGCUGCCCCCUCCGCCUCCGGGCCCGGCCUCUCGAGGCUGGAGGGCCGGCGGCUCUCUGCCCGUCCGGGUCCCGUUGGGACUUGGAGAACAGGCCCGCGGCCCACGGUGGUCAGGGCCCGGCUCCCGGGUCACCCUGCCCGCGCGGAGAGCCACGGAGGGGACUUUUGGAGCUCGGCCCCGCCGUGUGACCUGUGUCCGUGAAGGCGUUUCCCAGGCUGGACUGGAAGGGGAAGACCUGCCCUGGGGGUCGGACUCGGACUCGACGGGAGAUGGGAGGAAGCCGGGGAGGGCGGCGCCGUUUCUUCCCCAGCAAGUUUGGCUGCUGUCUUGGACUCCGUCUGGCUUUGUCAGGCUUUCAAUUGAAUGAACAGGGACUUCAGUUUUGUUUUUUUUGUACCAGUCUUGGGGCUUGAACUCAGGGCCUGUGCACUGUCUCUGAGUUGCUGCGGCAGCAGCUGCUUCUUUUGAAACGAUCUUAUUGUUAUUGUUCAGGAAUACAGAGGGGUAACCGUUUCAUAAGUAAGGUAGAGUUCAAUCUUGGGCUGGGAAU
This is a messenger RNA of Perognathus longimembris pacificus (Pacific pocket mouse), 1615 nucleotides long. It is a transcript of the gene Tnfrsf14, whose product is annotated as TNF receptor superfamily member 14. Gene Ontology annotation, molecular function: protein binding. Gene Ontology annotation, cellular component: external side of plasma membrane. NCBI's taxonomy places the organism in Eukaryota, Metazoa, Chordata, Mammalia, Rodentia, Heteromyidae. Bases 1 to 897 code for a protein of 298 amino acids. The transcript has 10 exons. The record is from RefSeq and is a predicted model, not a curated record. Gene Ontology annotation, biological process: positive regulation of cytokine production involved in immune response; defense response to Gram-positive bacterium; defense response to Gram-negative bacterium.